AUGCGGAUCUGUCUCCUGUGGAUCAGCUGGACCCUGUGGUUCUGCAGCGGAGCUCUGCAGCAUCCUCAGCGGGAGGAGGGAGACCUGGAGCCCGGCGGGCGGAGGGAGGAGGUCCGGUUCAGACCCGGCAGACUUGCAGCUCUCCUGGGACCGGGGGACCGGGUGAAGUUCGGGACCCGGAGAGCAGCUCAUAGUGGUCCUGGUGUCUGUGGAGACCGGUGUUGUGUCCAAAGAACUCUGUCUCCUGGACCAGGAGAAACCAGAAGAAGCUCCAAACCCAGAUGUUCUCAUGCAGACAGAUGUCCACUGACCAACAGAUGUGUCUGUAGACAGCGUUUCCAUGGUAACCGCUGCAUGAAACUUCCUGUUGGAGAGCGCCGUGCGACGGCUCCACCAGUCGUGACUGCUCUACCUCCUUCUUCCACCACCACAACAGAACCAGUCAAGACCUGCAUCAGACCUGAACCUGCAGAGUCAGAUCCAAACCCGUCAUCCAUAGAAGACAAGGACCUCAUGAUUACAGACUCUGGCACCGUCAAAUCUGAAAAUCCUGAAGCUGAGACUGAAAACAUCAAGUUGAACAGAGGUGUGUCCAUGAAGGAGAACCGAGCCUCCUUAGAACAUCUGGGAGUGACGAGUACUGACUCAGAUAUGGAGGAGCAAAGAACAGCCUCUGAGCACGUGAUUCUGGACCCAGAUCCUGGAUCUAAAAGAGAAAACAAGACUCGAUCCAUUCCUGAGUCCCUGAAACUGAAUCUAGGACUGAAAGAGGAUGAACGUUGGACAAGUGGGACAAGGACGUGGGAGAAGAAGAAGAACCAGAUACUGAGUCUGAGGGAAGCUCAGUCAGUCCUGCUGAGGAAGACUUCAUCACUGGGAGGAAGAGGAGUCAGCAUUGCCGCCUUCUUGAUGAAGCACAUUCUAAGAGAGAAGAGGAAGCUUCACAUUCUGACCUCCUCUUCAUCUCCUUUGUUGAUAAAAUUCAGCCUGAAGACUUUCCACACCAGGAGGGGUCAGGGCCCGGUCCAACUUGCUGCUCGCACAGCUAACGGACAGACGGGAGGAAGAGGAACAGAGAGGUUCCAGGUGACGUUCACGCCGACCAUCUGUAAGGUGCUCUGCAGCCAGGACCGGUGUGUCAACCACUGCGAGAGAGGGAACGUCACCACGCUGUACAGCGAAGGAGGAGGAGGAGGAGGAGGAAGGAGAGACAGCGCCCAUGGACCGGGUUUCAGAGUCUUCCUCUGCCCGCUGCUCUGUAAGAACGGAGGCGUCUGUCUGCAGAAAGAUCGCUGCUUCUGUCCCAAAAACUUCACCGGAAAGUUCUGCCAAAUUCCCGCCUCACCUUCCGCCUCCUCCAAUCAGAUCAGCAGACCCGCCCUCCUCGCCACCGCAGCAGCCAAUCAGGAGCUGAUGAGGUCAGAGUUCCUGCUUCCGUUGGGUCAGAACCAGGAGGCGCUGCAGGAAUCCAGCUCCCCCAUGGUGAAGGUCAGAGUUCAGCACCCGCCUGAGGCCAGCGUGAAGAUCCACCAGGUGAUGAAGGUGUCUGGUUCUGGUCCUGCCCUGCAGACCAGUUCUUCCUCCUCUUCGGGUUCGGCCGGAGCUCCGGCCCCAUCGCCGGUUCUCGCAGGUGGUGGAGUCCAGGCCCAGAUCCUGAGCGGUGUCAGUACCUACAACCACCAGUCGGGCUUCAGAUAUUGUUUCAGAGAGGUGAAAGACGGACAGUGCAGUUCCCCACUCCCUGGUCUGCGGAGCAGAGAAACCUGCUGUCGGGGGACAGGGAAGGCGUGGGGACUCACUGAUUGUGUCCUCUGUCCUGAAAACUCAGGUCAGACCAACGGCAGUUGUCCGGUUGGGUUCGAGCGAUCCAACGGGUCUCAGUGUGUCGAUGUGAAUGAGUGCCACCAGCAGGGGCUCUGUGAGAACGGCCUCUGUGUGAACACCAGGGGGAGCUUUAGCUGUGUGUGUCGCUUGGGGUUCAUCCUCGAUGCCACACAUGGAAUCUGCAUCUCCCACAGUGUGAUAUCGGAGGAGAAGGGUCAGUGUUACCGGAUCCUCGGUUCUGGUCUGGGUCCGUCUUCUUGCUCCAUGCCCAUCUUCCGGAACAUCACCAAGCAGAUCUGCUGCUGCAGCCGUGUCGGGAAGGCCUGGGGACCCGAGUGCCAGAAGUGCCCUUACUUUGGGUCAGCUGCCUUUAAGGAGAUCUGUCCCGCCGGGCCCGGGUACCAUUACUCAGCUUCCACUCUGCAGUUCACUCAGAGAGCCGACCCGGCGGGCCGAGGCCCGCUGCUGACAUCACAGGACAGCAGAGAUUCUGAACCCGGGUCCAGCAGCACCAGAACCUCCAGUUCCCAGCAGAAACUGUCCCCUGGUUCAUCAGCAGGUACCAGACCCGCUCAGCCUAAGCCGGAGGUCCGACUUCCGUCACAGCCUCCGCUCAGCUCCUCCAGAACAUUUCAACCUUCUGGGUCCACAAUCUCAACCUCCCAUCAGAACCGGGUCGACUCAGCACAAACAAACUCUCGGUCCACUGACAGCCGAGGUGCUCCGACAUCCUCCGGGUCCCGAUCCGAUCCAGUCGCACCUCGAGGCGACUCUGCCUCGGCUCCGGCCCAACGUGGAUCCAGACCUGACUUAGCCCGGCCUCAUGUGAGCCCGACGACCCGACCCACCAGAGUCCAGGUGGUUCAAGGUGUGUGUGAGAGCAGACCAGGUGUAUGUGGGCGUGGCCUGUGCGUGGAUCUGCCACGUGGGAAUCACACCUGUAAGUGUGAUCAAGGUUUCCAACUCAACACUCAGCGACAACACUGUCACGAUAUCGAUGAGUGUCAGCAGAACCCCUGCAGCAACGCUCGCUGUGAGAACACACCUGGCAGCUACAGGUGUGUUUGUCGCCAUGGUUACAGACUCAUCGGCAACACCUGCUCAGAUGUGGACGAGUGUGUGGAUUCUCUGCAGUGUCCUGGUCAGGAGUGUAUCAACACUCAGGGUUCGUUUCGUUGUGAGUCCUGCCAGCCGGGAUUCGGACUUCUCAACAGGCUCUGCACAGACAUUGAUGAGUGCCGUCGGUCUCCUUGCCCCAAUGGUCGCUGUGAAAACACACCUGGCAGUUACCGCUGUGUCUGUCGCCAUGGUUACAAGCUCCAAAACAACACCUGCACAGAUGUAGACGAAUGCGCAGAGCCGUCUCAGUGUCCUGGGCAGAUGUGUGUGAACUCUGUGGGGUCCUACAGUUGUGUGUCCUGUCGUCCUGGCUACACACUGACCAACAGACAGUGUACAGAUGUAGACGAGUGUGUGAACAUCGGAGCCUGUGAAGCAGAUCAGGUGUGCGUGAACACAGUCGGGUCGUUCCGGUGCGACUGUGGUCCCGGGUAUCGACGCUCCGGCCUGGGGAGGCAGUGCCGAGACGUUAACGAGUGUUUGGAGGGAGACUUCUGUUUCUCCAGGGGAGAGUGUGUGAACACGCCUGGAUCAUACAUGUGCGUGUGUUCACCUGGAUUCACGCUCAGCGACAACCGGACGGCCUGCCUCGACGUGGACGAGUGUGUGAGGUCAGGGGUGUGUUCAGACGGCCGCUGUGUGAACACUGAAGGUUCGUUUCAGUGCGAGUGUAGAAGCGGCUUCGCCAGCAACCCUGAGAAGAACGCCUGCCUCGAUGUUGAUGAGUGCGUCUCCUCGAGUGGUUCGGUUUGUGGGUCACAGCGAUGUGAGAAUACGAUCGGCUCAUACCGCUGCCUCGUGAGUUGUGAGCCAGGUUAUCAGGUGUCAGCGGACGGCCGCUGCGUAGGUGAGCCAGAGCCCCUGAAUGUCACCGCAGACCAUGACUCUCCGUUUCUUUUUGUUUCUCCACAAACAGAAACACUUCCUGGCUCCCCACACACCUCCUUUUCUUCUUCAGGUUCUUCCACAAGUUCUUUCACCUCCUCCUCCUUCCUUGUCAGCAUGGUGGAUGUUGCUCCGGUGCUGCCCCCACUUCCUGUGGCACGUCCUGGGGAGGUCAGGGAGUGUUACUACAACCUGGCUGACCAGGGAACCUGCAGCCUGCUGGCCACCAACACUAGCCAGCAGGAGUGUUGCUGCACUGUGGGGGAGGGUUGGGGCCUGGGCUGCCAGUACAACACCUGCCCACCUGUAGACACAGCCGAGUUUCUAUCUCUGUGUCCCAGCGGGAGAGGAUACAUCACAGCAGGACCAGGAGCUUUCAGCUACAGAGACGUGGAUGAGUGUAAACGUUUCCAUCCAGAGGUCUGUAAGAACGGAGUGUGUGUGAACAACAUCCCCGGGUACAGCUGCUACUGCUCCAGUGGAUAUGUUUACAACAGCAUGAUGCUGGAGUGUGUCGAUCAUGAUGAGUGUGAGGAGGAAAGUUGUGUUGGAGGCCUUUGUGUCAACACAGUGGGUUCAUAUUACUGCAGCUGUUUGCCUCCGUUGGUGCUCGACGACACUCAGAGAAACUGUGUCAACGCGUCCCACCUCACCAUAGAUGAGAAUCUGUCUGUGUGCUGGCAGCACGUCACCGCAGACCUGCUGUGUCAGAGUCCUCUGCUCGGAGCUCAGGUCACGUUCAUCGACUGCUGCUGUUUUUAUGGGGAGGGUUGGGGGAUGGGCUGUGCCCUCUGCCCCGCCACCGACUCCGAGGACUAUGCGUCGCUGUGCAGCUCCUUUUCUGCUCCUGUGUUCCCGGAGCGUUUUCCAGAGUCUGCUGGAUCAGAAACUGGAGCAGGUCACGGCGGCGCCAGUCCCCCCUACAGUCGGGACUUCCUCCCUCCAGAGUUGGCUCCCAGCAGAGACUUCGGUCGUCCUGAUUACGAUGAUUACUCUCCAGCAGGGGGCAGCAGGUCCAGCUUCAGGGGCAGGACCGGUCUGCCUGAUGAAACCUAUCAAGGACCCGAGUUCAGCACCAGUUAUUACUCUGAAGGAGACUACGGCUCCCCCGACAGCUCCCAUCGCAGGCCUCCAUCUUUUGGCCUCCCGCCGGACUCCCGAUCUGAGCUCGGGUUUGGGACCCGGUCUGACUUACCUGCUCUGAACCUGGCUCCGCUGCCCGGAUCUCCCUACGAGGUUCAGGAGGAAGAGGAGGAGGAGGAGAGGACGUGGAGACCAGGUCCAAGGUUUCCCUCCUUCACUGACCGGAGCAGAGGAGGAGCAGGAGGAGGAGGCGCACCACGGAGGGUGUACGAGAGGCGUUACGACACGUAUGCCGGCCUGAACGCAGCAGAGGAUUGUGGGAUACUCCACGGCUGUGAGAACGGCAGGUGUAUCCGUGUCUCGGAGGGUUACACCUGCGACUGUUACCAAGGAUACGUGCUGGACACGACCUCCAUGACCUGCGUCGAUCUAAAUGAGUGUGAGGACAGUGUGGGCCUGCAGUUCCCGUGUGUGAACGCUCGCUGUGUGAACACCGAAGGAUCGUUUCGCUGCGUCUGCAGGAGAGGAUACGUCACGUCCCGCAGACCCAACCACUGCGUCGCUGUCUAG
Nematolebias whitei (Rio pearlfish) is the source of this 5481-nucleotide messenger RNA. Its product is annotated as latent-transforming growth factor beta-binding protein 1. NCBI's taxonomy places the organism in Eukaryota, Metazoa, Chordata, Actinopteri, Cyprinodontiformes, Rivulidae. The transcript has 34 exons. Gene Ontology annotation, molecular function: calcium ion binding. Bases 1 to 5481 code for a protein of 1826 amino acids. The record is from RefSeq and is a predicted model, not a curated record.